Messenger RNA from Pyricularia grisea, 1588 nucleotides. RefSeq lists its product as uncharacterized. NCBI's taxonomy places the organism in Eukaryota, Fungi, Ascomycota, Sordariomycetes, Magnaporthales, Pyriculariaceae. The record is from RefSeq and is a predicted model, not a curated record. The transcript has 7 exons. The coding region runs from base 1 to 1263 and encodes 420 amino acids.
AUGCCUAUGAAAUGGGAUGAUGGCGCUGUCGCCAUGUUGUGCGGCACGAUUGUUGCAAUCCUGGGCACUGAUGGCAUCACUCAGGAGCAAAAGGAUGCAAUCGUGGAGAGGAUGAAUUCCGCUGGCUACGAAGUUGCCUGGAACGGUAUUAGAAUCAUCCAUCCGUACAAAAUGCCCAGAUUCGAAGAUAUCAAGGGGGAUCUUUUCGAAGCCAUCUGGCGCGUUAGUGCUCCGACGUUCGGGCCAGAGCAGCAGACGGCGGUGAUCGCCCAGCUCAAGGCCAAAGGCAUCGAGAUGACCUGGGACGCUGUGCGUGCGCCCGGUCUGCACGAGGACCUCAUUACUGUGCUGCUUAAGCAAGAUAUAGUUUCCACUGAAAAUUGGAAGGCUGUGCUUGCCGGUAUGCAUGAGGCUCAGUAUCAGUUCACUUGGAGAGGAUUUGAUCACGCAUGUUAUUUUUUUCCUCCCUCUUUCUCUCUUGUCUCCCUCUCUUUGGUUUUUAUCCUCUACCAUCCACUUUUACUCUCACCUUCACUCAACUUCAUCUCCAACUUGACCAUCAUUUUAUACCAACACCAAAAUAUCACAUCAAACCAAACAUCAGCAAUGGCUACCAAUUCUGCCGGUAGGACUAUUUGGGAUGAUAGAGCCCGAUCUGUUCUUCUUCAAGCCGUUAUGGAUGUUGCACCACCGUCUGCGGACCAGUGGGAGUCCAUUUUGGAGAAAGUUCAAGAGAGUGGUUACAUUUACACUCAAAAGGCUGCAUUCAUCAUCAUCUACUUUUCUCUACCCAAAACACUGUUCAAGAUGUCUGGAGGUCGUGUCAGCCAUCGCUGGGACGACAAGUCCGACCGUGACCUGCUUAUUGCAGUUGUGACCGAGUUGACCUUGACCCCAACUUCCGAACAAAUGAAAAACAUCGUCCAGAGAUGUCACGAAGCUGGAUACACCUUUACCAUCUCAGCUGCAACGCAACACCUGCAGAAGCUCAAGAAGAAGGACCCCAACGGUCCUGGAGCAGCGACACCCUCGACCCCCAAGGGCAAAAAGACCACCGCUUCCGCCGCUAGCUCCGCUACCAAGUCGACUUCGAAGCGAGGUCGCCAGUCCUCAAAGGUCUUCACGGACAUGGACAAUGACGAGGAUGACGACUUCAACAACGGCUCUUUGGCCAAGAAGCCCAAGACGGAGCAGAAAGCAGAGACCGACUCGAAGAUUGACCAGGUCAAAGCCGAGCACGUCGAGGAGGAGGAUGCCAUCUAGAAAUGGGCUUUUGAGGGCAUUCGUCGGCUGGGACAUACAUCAAAGAUGGGAUCAAUCUUGCUCUCGUGGCAGAAAGAUAUAUCCCAACGGAAGCUCUCAUGGUCUCCUUUUACUCUCAUUUUUCAUUUUCGUCGCCUACGGUAUUUCAAGGCAUUGUUCAUAACUGAAAGGCGUUUAUUUCGGCCAUGAUGAAAAAGAGCACAUGGCAUUUUGAUUGUUAUCAGGCAAGGGGAAAGUAUCAGAUCAACAAGUUAGUUGAUGGGAGACGGGGCAAAACGAACCGCUGUUAUGGUGACAACGGACCUGAAAACCAGUUUAUUACGAG